AUGAAGGUCUUUUCUCUACUCGCCUUCGUUGCGCCUAUCGGCCUGGCUCUAGGCGCAGCCAUCCCGAACCGACUAGUCCAACGGCAGUCUACCUCAUCUCAAGGCACAUUUGAAGCGAUUGGUCACGAUCUCGAGCGAUUCAAGGUCGACCUCAGCCUUUUGCAAGCGUCGACCGCAGCUUAUUACGGUCCUGCCAACCUUCCUGCUGGCCAGCGUAUCAUCAAGAAUCUCUCCGAUCUAGCAGCAACGCUCGAGCAAGCUACAGAUGAUGCGGAAUCAUAUGCUCGAUCGAUUCACAGCAGUGCUCAGCAAGAGUCUGAUUCCCAGCAAGUUGUUGCCGCGAUCAACAGUGUUGCUCCCUACGCCCGUGACACCGUCAAUACGCUCAUUGACAAACGCGACGACUUGGAGGCCGGCCCGUUUGACGCUGUGUUCGGUAAUGCGCUUAUUCUUAUCAACCUACGAACAACCUUGGAUGAUAUCAUCGACCUUGCAAAUGCCCUGGUUGAUGCAGUGUCGUUCGAUCAAAUUGCCAAUGUUCGACAAGCUUUUGCGCCUAUCGUCCAGGACGUCACCAGAGCAUACAACUACUACACGGGCUUCUAA
Messenger RNA from Dissoconium aciculare CBS 342.82, 606 nucleotides. RefSeq lists its product as uncharacterized. The coding region runs from base 1 to 606 and encodes 201 amino acids. Lineage: Eukaryota; Fungi; Ascomycota; Dothideomycetes; Mycosphaerellales; Dissoconiaceae. The transcript has a single exon. The record is from RefSeq and is a predicted model, not a curated record.